Messenger RNA from Caenorhabditis remanei, 522 nucleotides. RefSeq lists its product as uncharacterized. The transcript has 5 exons. Bases 1 to 522 code for a protein of 173 amino acids. The record is from RefSeq and is a predicted model, not a curated record. Lineage: Eukaryota; Metazoa; Nematoda; Chromadorea; Rhabditida; Rhabditidae. Gene Ontology annotation, biological process: removal of superoxide radicals. Gene Ontology annotation, molecular function: superoxide dismutase activity; copper ion binding.
AUGAAGAAUCGCGUUAUUUUGAUUCUUGCCUUAUUCGCAUGCAUCGAAGCAGCUUCUGAAGUUAUUCGUGCCAGAGCCUACAUUUUCAAAGCGGUUGAAGGCCAAAUCCCGACAGAAUUGAUUGGAACAAUUGACUUUGAUCAAUCUGGAAGCUUCCUAAAAGUGAUAUCCGGACUGCAAGCCGGUAAACAUGGAUUCCAUAUUCAUGAGAAAGGAGAUACUGGAAAUGGAUGUUUGAGUGCCGGUGGACAUUAUAAUCCACAUAAAUUGAGCCACGGAGCUCCAGAUGAUUCGAAUAGACAUAUUGGAGACUUGGGAAACAUUGAGUCACCGACAUCAGGAGACACUGCCAUCUCGGUGUCUGAUUCUCUUGCCUCUCUCAGUGGACAAUAUUCAAUUAUUGGACGAAGUGUUGUCAUUCAUGAGAAGACAGACGACUUGGGACGUGGAAAUUCGGAUCAAUCAAAAACGACUGGAAACGCGGGAGCUCGUUUAGCCUGUGGAACCAUCGGUAAGUAUUGA